UAUCUUAACUUCUGAAACUGCAAACUAAAACACAUUCACUCUCUGCUCUCUGUGUGGCUCUCUUACUUUUGCUUUCUUUUCCAAAGAUACUGUAUCUUUUUUACUACCAAGAAUCUCUCUAGUAAACUGUUUUGUCUGCAUAAUUGAGGACUUAAAAUGCCUGUUUGAGAGUUAUUUGUUAUGGGUUUUGUCUGAAUGAGCUCUUAUCAAUGCCUGUAUUAGAUAUUGCUACUGCUCAGGCUUCUUUGCAAAAUCAUCUUAGUCCAUUAAGGACUCAGCCCCUUGUUCAGGGUAAGGUUUUGUCAAGUGCAUUUGUAUUUGGGGAUGAGAAGAGAUCAGUGUCCUUGUGGAAGUCUUUCCACUUCCCGAAAAAGUUCAAUGCUUCUCGGAGGAGCUUACUUCAGAUUAAGGCAGUCGCCACGCUUGAACCUAAGUUAGUUCGGAAGGAAGAUGGAAAGAGUAAAGAAAGUGUGCAGCUUGUUGAUAAUUCAAAUGGCUCAGUGGUUCAGGCCGAGUCUCCAAUUGCAGACUCGUCGGAAGUGGAUGAACAUGAGAAGUUAAGGCGGAUGAGGAUUUCUAAAGCAAAUAAAGGAAAUACGCCAUGGAACAAAGGCAGGAAGCACAGUCCUGAAACCAUUCAGCGGAUUAAGGAGAGAACAAGGCUUGCAAUGCAGAAUCCUAAGGUCAAGAUGAAAUUGGCCAGCCUUGGGCACGCUCAGAGUAAAGAGACGAGGACAAAAAUUGGAGUUGGUGUGCGAAUGCAAUGGCGAAAGCGCCAUGAGAAGAAAAUUGUGCAGGAAAAUUGUUUCUUUGAGUGGCAGAACUUGAUUGCAGAAGCUUCAAGAAGUGGCUUAGUUGGUGAGGAAGAGCUACAGUGGGACUCCUACAAGAUACUAAGUAAAAAGCUUGAAGUUGAAUGGGCGGAGAGUGUCGAACAAAGGAAAACAAUGCCUCGGCCAAAAGGUAGCAAGAGAGCUCCGAAAUCCCCCGAGCAAAGAAGAAAAAUUGCAGAAGCAAUUGCUGCUAAAUGGGCUGAUCCUGAAUACCGGCAGCGAGUUUGUUCCGCUUUGUCUAAAUAUCAUGGGGUACCAGUUGGAAAUAAGCCAAGGCGACGGCCUAGUACAGAAUCAAAGAGACAGGACCCGGCGAAGAAAAGAAGUGACGCAAACAAUUUGUCAGGAAGUGGCAAUGCUAGCUCAAUUCAGAAACCAAAGUUGCGAAGAAGUAAGAGACCGUACAAGGAUCCUUUGGCGAGUUCAAAGUUAGAGAUGAUAAAGAACAUAAGAGCUCAAAGAGCUGCCACAGAAACCAAGAAAACUGAAGCCAUUGAUCGAGCAAGGUUAUUAAUUGCUGAAGCUCAAAAAGCUGCUAAGGCCCUUGAGGUUGCUGCAACAACGAGCCCUAUUGCUCAAGCCUCCCUAAUCGAAACCAGAAAGCUUAUAGCUGAAGCAAUUCAUUCGAUUGAAUCCAUAGGUGCUGAGGUUAUGACAUCUAGUAAAGAUACCAUUGAUCCUUCUCUUGCCGCAACUGAACUGGUUGACCAGGUUGAUAAGGAAGGAGAAGUGGGCCAUGGAAAUUCUAGUCAAGCAGAGCCAAAACAAGUCAACGGAAAAGUAAGCAUUGCAUCCCGUAAAGAUGACGACCUCAACUUUGCUAACCUAUCCUUACGAACUAUGCUGAAUGGUGAGAAUGAACUUCUCCCCACGAGAUCAGAAGGAUAUAGUUGGUCAACAAUUGAUUUGGAGAGAGUUAUAGAAAAUUCAAAUUCAGAAAAAGAAGUUGAUCUAGUAGAACCAAAUGGGAGUCUAAAAUCUGAAAGUAAUAUUUCACCUAACGGGUCCAAGGUUCAGCAUUUGAAAGAGGAGCCUCCUUCUGAAUCAGUCAGUAUUACGAAGAAAUGGGUUCGUGGAAGACUUGUUGAAGUGACAGAGGAAUUGUAGUGUAAACUCACCGAAUACUUGGGAUCCAAGUUUCAAUGGUUCUUUUGCAUUGAAGAGCUGAUCAGAAAGUUGGUCGUUUUAGCUGGUCUCUUAGUAUAUCACAUUAUUUGAUGUAUGUAACGUUUAUAGCUGAUUAAAACAAUUUUGGUUAAUACUCAAUACUUGGAUACAACUGAUGCUCGUAUGGGAGCCAUGAAAUCUAUUGGUAGCUUAGUUCUAAA
Mercurialis annua (annual mercury) is the source of this 2161-nucleotide messenger RNA. RefSeq lists its product as uncharacterized. The transcript is spliced from 7 exons. The coding region runs from base 210 to 1940 and encodes 576 amino acids. Gene Ontology annotation, molecular function: DNA binding. NCBI's taxonomy places the organism in Eukaryota, Viridiplantae, Streptophyta, Magnoliopsida, Malpighiales, Euphorbiaceae. The record is from RefSeq and is a predicted model, not a curated record.